Rattus rattus (black rat) is the source of this 1290-nucleotide messenger RNA. RefSeq names its product SHC-transforming protein 1-like. Gene Ontology annotation, biological process: cell surface receptor protein tyrosine kinase signaling pathway; intracellular signal transduction. Gene Ontology annotation, molecular function: receptor tyrosine kinase binding. Gene Ontology annotation, cellular component: plasma membrane. NCBI's taxonomy places the organism in Eukaryota, Metazoa, Chordata, Mammalia, Rodentia, Muridae. The record is from RefSeq and is a predicted model, not a curated record.
AUGACGACGAUGACGACGAUGAUGACUAUGAUGAUAGGCCAUGAAGUGCAGAGACUCCAUGAGACCCUGUACUUGGGUUGCGUGGAGGUCUUCCAGUCAAUGCGAGCCCUUGACUUCAAUACCCGGACUCAGGUCACCAGGGAGGCCAUCAGUUUGGUGUGUGAAGCUGUGCCUGGUGCCAAAGGGGCGACGACGAGGAGAAAGUACUGCAGCCGCCCACUCAGCUCUAUCCUGGGGAGGAGUAACCUGAAGUUUGUUGGAAUGCCGAUCACUCUCACUGUGUCUACCAGCACUAACCUCAUGGCAGCAGACUGCAAACAGAUCAUUGCCAACCAUCACAUGCAAUCUAUCUCAUUCGUAUUUGGUGGGGAUCUGGACACAGCUGAGUACGUUGCCUAUGUUGCCAAAGACCCUGCGAAUCAGAAAGCCUGCCAUAUCCUGGAGUGUCCUGAAGGACUUGCUCAGGACGUCAUCAGCACCAUUGGGCAGGCCUUUGAGUUGUGCUUCAAACAGUAUCUCAGGAAUCCACCCAAGCUAGUCAUCCCCCAUGACAAGAUGGCUGGCUUUGAUGGCUCAGCUUGUGAUGAGCAGGAAGAAGAGCCCCCUGACCAUCAGUACUACAAUGACUUCCCAGGGAAGGAACUCCCUUUUGGUGGAGUGGUAGAUAUGAGGCUUUGGGAAGGGGCUGCUCGACCCUCUCUGCCCAGUGCCCAGAUGCACAGUCACUUGGGAGCUACACUGCCAAUAGGGCAGCAUGUUACAGGAGACCACGAAGUCGGUAAACAGAUGCUGCCCCCACCACCGUGCCCAGGCAGAAAACUCUUCGAUGAUCCUUUCUAUGUCAACAUCCAGAAUCUAGACAAGGCCUGGCAAGCUGGUGGUGGGGCCGGAUCCCCAAAUCCUUCUGUUAAUGGCAUGAAGCCCUUUGAAGAUGCACUCCGUGUGCCGCCAGCUCCCCAGUCCAUGUCCAUGGCUGAGCAGCUCCAAGGGGAGUCCUGGUUUCAUGGGAAACUCAGCCGGCAAGAGUCUGAAGCGUUGCUGCAAAAACUCAACGGUGACUUCUUGGUGCGAGAGAGUACAACCACACCUGGCCAGUACGUGCUCACUGGCCUGCAGAGUGGGCAGCCCAAGCACUUGCUUCUGGUGGACCCUGAAGGUGUGGUUCGGACAAAGGAUCACCGCUUUGACAGUGUCAGUUACCUGAUCAGCUACCACAUGCACAAUCACUUACCCAUCAUCUCUGCGGGCAGCGAGCAGUGUUUACAGCAACCUGUGGAUCGGAAAGUGUGA